This is a messenger RNA of Anneissia japonica, 939 nucleotides long. RefSeq lists its product as uncharacterized. Lineage: Eukaryota; Metazoa; Echinodermata; Crinoidea; Comatulida; Comatulidae. The record is from RefSeq and is a predicted model, not a curated record.
UGAACACGUUCUUGAUUUUGGUAGUGGAAGAGAUGACGCAUGCGCAGUGCUUUAAACUGACCUCAUCACGAAGCAGUCCAUUAUGUCGAUGUGAACAUGAUGUCGAGCCCGAAAGACGUCGCUGACUGGCAAGAAGAAAUCGUCAGUGCAACUAAAAAGACAGUGUGUGGCUUAUAUGAUUGUUAUUCUGAAAUUCGUAUGAUGCCCUUGUUUGCUACGGUGGAUUUGCGUAUAACCACCUGCCUGUUACAGUCUUAUCAGAAUGGAUUCGAUGUGUAAAACCAGGUGGCUACAUCAUCAACUCAUUUCGUAUAAAGUGGAUGACAAACUGCCCAAUGUACAACGAAGGGAAGUUAGAAACCGAAAUGGAAAGAUUAGAAAAGGAAAAGAAGUGGACUCUGAUCAGUAAAGACGUUACGGAUGCGGACGAUGAUACAUGUGUUGUUAUGUAUGUUCAUCAAGUUAAGAAAUUUCACGGCCAAACAACUCCACUAAACUAAACCUCAUAUUGAGAUUUAGUUUGUGUAAAGCAUCGUGUGUGUAUGUUUGUCUUGUGAAAGGGAUUGUCGCCUACAAAGUAGGACAGUGGUAAUUUUCGCUAUUGACAAUCCUUGGUGCAUGUUUUGCAUGCCUAUAUAAAAUAAUAAAUACUAACGAGGAAAUUCGUCCAUUUGCUUAGGGAUAUUUAUGUUUUUUAGGGAUAAUUAUUUUAACUGCUUUGUUUACUGUACAGUACUCGAUUUUUAAGAUUUUUGUUGGAUGCAUUACUCAGAAACUAGCGAGUGCCACUGAUUCUAAAGUGAUUUCUAAUAAAUAUUGAAUACUGAUAGCAUAGAGUACAGAACGGCAAGAGGUCUAACUGUCCGUACUUCCUUGAAAGGGAAUCCUAUCUCGAAAAUUACUACCACCAGUUAGAGGGCGUCAUGCAAAAAAGUCGUU